Messenger RNA from Drechmeria coniospora, 957 nucleotides. Its product is annotated as ubiquitin carboxyl-terminal hydrolase 2. Bases 1 to 957 code for a protein of 318 amino acids. Lineage: Eukaryota; Fungi; Ascomycota; Sordariomycetes; Hypocreales; Ophiocordycipitaceae. The record is from RefSeq and is a predicted model, not a curated record. The transcript has 3 exons. Gene Ontology annotation, cellular component: cytoplasm. Gene Ontology annotation, molecular function: cysteine-type deubiquitinase activity. Gene Ontology annotation, biological process: ubiquitin-dependent protein catabolic process; protein deubiquitination.
AUGAGUGAGGGGGGGUGGAAUACGAUCGAGUCCGAUGCAGGCGUCUUUACUGCCCUCAUCGAAGAGCUCGGUGUCAAAAGCGUCCAGUGCGAAGAGCUCUUCGCCCUCGAUCCCUCCGACCUGCAAGCACUCCAUCCCUUGUAUGGCGUCAUCUUUCUCUUCAAAUACCCCACAGAUAGGCCGUACACGAUGCCCGACGGGCCGCUCGACGGUAGCUUUGACCAUGGCGCUUCCGGAAGCAUCUUCUUCGCCGCCCAGACCAUACAGAACGCCUGCGCAACCCAAGCGCUGCUGAGCGUGCUCAUGAACAAGACGACUGAGCUGGAUGUCGGUGCCCAUCUGAAGGACUUCCGCGAGUUCACCAUGGAGCUGCCGCCCGAAUUCCGAGGGGAGGCCCUAAGCAACUCAGACCUGAUCCGCGAGGUGCACAACAGCUUCGCCCGAAGCGUACCCUUUGCCGAUGAGACGGGGAGGACGGGUGCGCCGGCGGAUGCCUUUCACUUCAUCGCGUACACGCACAUCAACGGAACUCUCUAUGAGUUGGACGGUCUGCAGCCGGCUCCCAUCACUCACGGUCCGUGUGAUGCCGACUCAUUCCCCGCCCAGCUGGUGGCCGUGUUGCAGAGACGCAUCUCUCGGUACGAUGCGACCGAGAUUCGCUUCAACCUGCUAGCCAUGUGCCGCGAUCUUCGCGUUCGGGCCCAUGAGAUUGGCGACCAAGAGAUGCUGGCCCGAGAGCACAUCAAGCGCGGGGACUGGUUCUUCGAAAACGCGCUCAGGAGACACAACUUUGUUGGCUUCGCUGGCGAGGUGCUGAAGGGAGUUAUGAACGACAAGCUCAAGCAAGGCGGGAAUGAAGCCGUCAAGAAGUGGGUUGACGAGAGCAAGAGCCGCGCCAGUAGAGAGACGACGGAGCUGGCUUUGCGGCGAAAGGAAAGGGACAUGGGUAUGAACUAG